AUGUCUCAAGCCUCCUGUAAUCAAUACGCCAGUGAAUCUAAAAAAGCUGUCGAAUUAUUUAGAUCCUGGCUGCAAACACAUGAAGAAGCUCAGAUAAUGGUGGGCAGCGUUCUGAUCGUGUUUGGUCUGUGGUGGCUGGCGCGCACGCUGUUCACUCUGGUCGUCAACCUACUCUGUCCACUCCUGUUUGUCCUCCUUGCUGUUAUUUGCGUGCCUCAGCUUCGAGUAUCUCUCUUGGGUCAAAAUUAUCCAAUAGUUGCAAAUUUGUUGAGAAGUAUUUUGCUCAAAAUGGCUGAUAGUCUCAGUACCGCUGCCUAAAUUGU
Molecule: messenger RNA, 323 nt
Organism: Papilio machaon (common yellow swallowtail)
Lineage: Eukaryota; Metazoa; Arthropoda; Insecta; Lepidoptera; Papilionidae
Exons: 3
Coding region: 1-318 (105 amino acids)
Source: RefSeq, a predicted model, not a curated record